AAACUUUGUGUUUUAGUCGCGCGUUUUCCUGACGCUCACGAACGGAACACGCCGUUGUUGUGGCACGCAGAGAUGACGCAGCCAGCACUAUUUUCCUUAAUGGCUCUCACAGAAGAGACUGGGAGCAGAGGAGGGAGAAAACCAUCCGGAGACAGAGACACAAUCUGGGACUAACGUGACUCCUGAUGUACAUGAGAUAUUUUUCCAGGCUAAUGUCAGCUAUGGCUGGACCCAGGCCUGUGGUGUUUAGCGGCCCGUCCGGGGCAGGGAAGAGCACUCUGCUGAAGAAGCUCAUGAAAGAAUAUGACAGUGUGUUUGGCUUCAGCGUCUCCCAUACAACAAGAAAACCUCGACCUGGGGAACAGGAUGGGAAAGAUUACCACUACGUCACACGGGAGGAGAUGCAAACAGGGAUCGCCAACGGCGAAUUCAUUGAGAGCGCCGUGUUUUCGGGGAACAUGUACGGGACGAGUAAAGCUGCCGUGCAAGACGUCCAGGCCAAGAACCUCAUCUGUAUACUUGACAUUGACAUGCAGGGCGUGAAGAACAUCAAAACGACAGACCUCAAUCCCAUCUACAUCUCCAUCCAGCCGCCAUCUAUGGACGUCCUGGAAAAACGUUUAAGAGACAGAAAGACUGAGUCAGAGGAGAGCCUCCAGAGGCGUUUAAAUGCAGCUAAGGUGGACAUGGAGAUUAGUAAAGAACCUGGUAUGUUUGAUGCCACGGUCAUCAAUGAUGAUUUGGAGGAGGCCUAUCAACAAUUAAAACAGGCACUUCUUGAGGAAAUCAAUGUGGUUAAGAAAGUCAACAUGUCUUCGUAGGAGACUGCAGCAUCCUGACACCUUUUUAGUCCCGUCCAGCCACUCCACAAAACCACAGACCUCCAUUCCAGUUGUGAACAUUCCCUCAGAUGGCGGUUUGUGACGCUCAGACAAACAUCCCUUAGUGGAUACAUAACUGCGUAGGAUUUUUAUGGUGUUUAGAGGUAGUUAUUACCAAAUUAUAUACUUUUUUUUAACUAAGAGGAAGCGCUUUCCAUGUUUUUAUUUUCACUUGUAUGAAGGAAGAUACUCCAGUAAUGCUUACUUGAUAUGUGACUGGAAUGGAAUGCAGGAUGCUAUGUUAAAUAGGUUGGAGUAACAUAACUCAUUUAAUCAUGUGUUUAAACUGGUCUUUCAAGGCUGUGGCUACUUUCUGGAUGUCUUGAUAAGUGGUAGGGAGUUAUGCUACUCAUUUUGUGCUACCAGUCAUAUUGUGUUGAUGAGGAUUAUAUUUACAGAGGAUUAGUUUUAGGAGGGAAACUCAUCUGAAACUUGUGCAUUACAACUGAUUUCUGGGGGGAAAACAUAGUGGCUGUUUACUUUCAAGGGGUACAUGCAAGUCAAAUUUACUGUUGAAGUAAGAAAACUAUUCCAGUGUUGGCAAAUGCUUUGACAGAUAAAUUGUGACAGAACUCUGAAUGCUGUUGAAUUAUAGUAGGGUAAAAUCCAAUGAUGGAGGUAGAAAAUGUUACUUGGAACAAAAAUGUUGCUUUUUAUUUCAGCGGGUCUACAACAAAACAUUUUAGCUGUUUAUUUUACAAUUGUACAUUUGUAAAAAUUUUAUAUUGUGUAAUUCAUUUUGCAGCUUCACCUUUACCACCAGUAAAGUGACAUUCAUUACUGUUUUGUUUCCUAAAUGAGAGGUUUUUAAAUUUGAAUGAAAAGUAAAUGGCAUGUUUCUCCUCUUUUUAAAUAUAUGUAUUGAUGAGAAUCAAUAUCGAUACAAUCUCCUUUUACUUGUUUACUGAGAGAAUAUUUGAUGAAUCCUGAGGUUGAAUUCAAAACUUUUUGAAAGACCCUUUCUAUAGAUUUUUUUCCAAGACCUCAUCACCACUUUCUGUUCUCAGCGUUAACAUCAAUAACACACUGUAAUUUAUCUUUACCGUACAUUGAUUGUGAGGUAGCACAGGUAGUUUGUCUUAACUUCUUGGACCACUGUAUCAGAUAUAUACGGGGUGGGAACAAAGCACAAUAGAAUGAUUCGAGUGAUUAACCCAGUGCAAAAUUUAUUACAAAGAAUAAUGUCAGUAACACACAAUCUUGGUCACUAUUACACACACAUAUACACUUGAACUCUGUUAUAAGGCUACUUUAUCAGUUCUUAAAGUUAUUGUAUUUUAUAUGUAUGUUACAUAAGUUGUGCAAUCAAGAGUUUCAGUACAUGUACUUGUAUGACUGGUAUUUGACCAAUAAACUUUGAGCAUUGAUGAAUGUCUCAAACACAAA
Molecule: messenger RNA, 2267 nt
Organism: Centropristis striata (black sea bass)
Lineage: Eukaryota; Metazoa; Chordata; Actinopteri; Perciformes; Serranidae
Gene: guk1a
Product: guanylate kinase 1a
Exons: 7
Coding region: 186-821 (211 amino acids)
Biological process (GO): purine nucleotide metabolic process
Cellular component (GO): cytosol
Molecular function (GO): GMP kinase activity
Source: RefSeq, a predicted model, not a curated record